Molecule: messenger RNA, 909 nt
Organism: Candidozyma auris
Lineage: Eukaryota; Fungi; Ascomycota; Pichiomycetes; Serinales; Metschnikowiaceae
Product: hydroxyacyl-thioester dehydratase HTD2
Exons: 1
Coding region: 1-909 (302 amino acids)
Cellular component (GO): mitochondrion
Molecular function (GO): (3R)-hydroxyacyl-[acyl-carrier-protein] dehydratase activity
Source: RefSeq, a predicted model, not a curated record
AUGUUGGCUCGAUGGUCCCACUCCAUCAAGAAUCUUCGCUGGACUUGGGACGAUACAAUCUCUUUGGGACAACUCAACCAUCUCAAGCAGAUUCUUCUGGAGAUCCUACCGUCUAAGACUUCCACAAUGUAUGGAACGAGCCUCAUAUUCAACAACCAAACAAACUCUGAUUUGGGCUCUGACUGGUAUGACAAUUAUCAAGCUCCACAGCUUGACGGCAAGCAGCUUUUUGAACGACGCAUGUGGGUUUCAGGUAGCCUAAGAUUUGGGAGUAUUCCAAAGAUUGGCGACCAUCUACGAUGUGCUGAGCGUGUCUCCCUGGUAAGGCGAGUUGGUGAGUCUGUAUUCGUCACAACUGAGAGGGAAACCAAAAAAUUGAGCAUCACACAACGGCUUUCAGGUGCCAACUGGGAAGUUACUGGAAGUGAGGAGGGCGAGUCCCUCGUAAGCGAGAUAAGGACGUUGGUUUACAAGCAAAAAGAAGACGAUCAAGCUUGUACGGUCGAUAAUGACCAUCAAAACACGUCAAAGGUUGGUCAGCAUUCAUCAUGCGACAAGUCAGCUGAAUUUGUCAUCUCUGAGGGGCAAGUCUCUCGGUUCAGCGCUCUUUCCUACAACCUACACAAGAUACAUCACGAUAAAAACUACAGUAAGGAGGAGGGUCUCUCUGAUGUUGUUGUACUGGGCCCCAUGCUCGUUAAUGUGAUGCUUCACUACUUUGCUCUGGAGUUUCCAGCGAAGGAGAUCAAGUCGUUCACUUAUCGUAUGAGCGAGCCCUGCUACGUGAACAGAGUAUUAAGAAUAGAACUUCGAAGGGCCAUUGCCAAUGAUUCCCUUGAGAUUUCUGUCUGGGAUAAUUCAAGGAAUCUAUGUCAUGGGAUUGUGAGAGAAAAGAGCACGUACGGUUGA